GUGAAGGUGUCGCGUGCGCCUUAAUGUCGCUCGAAGCGCCAUCUAGCGGACAUUUGACGAACGUUGUCAGCUGCUUAGCAUAAACCACGACCCCUGACUGAUUGACAGUAGGACAGUUGGUGUGGUGUUGUCAUUUGGCCCAUCAGAGGAAGUUCUGGCUGGGAAGAGCGCCAUGAUGGACAAAAUGACAACAUAGGCCACUAGCCUGGGAAGAAAGAUCUUUCUUUUCGAUUUUAAACGUGCAGCAAACCGGAGGUGAGCCUGGCAGCCGAAACAAAAGUGAGGAAUUGAAACGAGGAAAGUGAAGUGCAGUCAAGUGCAGUUUUGGUGUUGUUGUUUUUGGUUAAUGCUCUUGGUUAUUAAAUACCAAAUAAGCAAAAGGAAAAAUAUAUUUGGAUGAUCUCAAACAGAAAAACUAUGAAUUGAAUAUAUUAAGAUCCCAAGUAAAACAAAUAGUUUAAAAAAAAAAAAAAAUAUAUAUAAAAAAUCCGAGUCGAACUGUUUCUAUUUCUUUAUUGAAAAAAAAAAAGAAAACCAAAGAACUUUCAAAAACUAAUCAACAAGAAAGAGGAAAACCAAAUUAUCUUUAAAACUAAACUACCAACUAUUGAAUUAGAAAUUGCAUUAAAAGCUACGCUUAAAAACCGACUUAAUAGCUAAUCUUUUAAAGCAAAAGAAACUGAAUAAAAAGCUGUUAUUAUUAAAACAAAAAAAAAAAAGAACUACAUUACGAACUAAUUAUAAACUAAAAAUCAAUUGAAAAAAAAAGACGAUUAAAACAACCGCUCAGCUUGCUCACCACCGGCUCAUCCUUUCUGCACCAUCGUGGGACUUCCAGAACAAGGCACUCACAUUCAGCAGUGUCCCCAGGUGAUAGCUUACCUAGACUUACUCCUAUACUCCACACAUUGACGGACGGACGGACGGACGAAUAAAUUAUCUAAAAAUAGAAGAGAAUAAAUUAGUUUUGUUAGGUAGGCAUUUUUAUUAUAUUUGGUUUAUACUUAUCUUUUAAAAGACCAAGUCUAGCUUUGGUUGGUCUAGUUCCAUACCCCAUAGAUAGAGCUCUUUCUAGCCAGGUAGGGAGUUUCCGUAGGGAUGUUUGUCCCAGCCAAAUCAACCCGACUGCCAUCCUUUCAGGCGUGAGAUAAUGGCCUAAUGAAAAGAAAAUUAUAAAGAGAAAACUAAUUUAAAAACCCUUUUAUUUUUGUUUAAUAAUACUAAUACUUACACAAUACUAUUACAAGAUUUGGACGGACAUAGACGGACGGACAGCACGUAAGCUUCCAGCGGGGGCAGACCCAUGUUCGGCGGCAGGAGCCCUGAAAGAAGAAGAGGAAGCGAUGAGAGGCCAUUAAAUCCGAUUAAAUCUAGCCAUGUACCCAUAAAUAUUAGUAUAUGUAUCAGUUUCUUUUACAUUGUUUUUUUUUAAGCUAAAGUCUAUUGAAUUGCAGUAACGUCGUGACUAGUUUUACCCUUUUAAUCAAUGUUUAAAGAAUGUGAAUUUUUGAACUUUGAUGAGGCCAUUAUGGAUUGCUUUAGGAAAUAAAACCAACUUGAAAUGUUUAUAACGUUCUUGAAAAAAAAUGAUGUCUUUUACUAAGAUCGUGUAGAUCUUAAGGAGGGGAUAGGAGGGGGAUAGUAAGAUGAAGAGGUAGGUACGGGGCAACAGGUUUCCUUUGUUGCUAUGGUGGAGCUCCUGCUCCAGAGGGAGGGCUAUUCCUCGUCGGAACACCAGACGAGAAGGCAUUCCGGCAGGUAGGUGUGGUGCUUCCUUUUUAUCAUUAGACAUAUUAGUUAGUUUAGUUGCUGUUUCUCUUUCGGGCCAGACAUCCCCUUUACUUUUCUAGACUGGCAUGUAAAACUUUUUGUUCCUGUGUUUGAUUCGCUUGCGCAAAGAACCACCCCAUCCGGCGAGCACUAGCCGCGCAUACGCCAUCAUGCCAGCAAGCGACAAGCGGUCAUCGAGAAUAUUGAAUCCAUUAUUGAACCAGGACAGGACAAAAUGGCGCCCAACGUGGGGCCCGAAAAAGAAACAUAGGUUUAGUUUAGUAGUACGAUUUAGAUUUUAGGUCACGUAGGGUUAAUCUCAAGAGUCCUCUGCGUUUGCCAAUACUCUAAAUCGUGCCUUAGAAAGACAAACGAAUUCGCAUUUAGUCUAGGACCCAACCGGAAGUCGUUAGACAGAUUAGGAUUGGUAGCCAUAGGUUAGACUAGAGUUAAGGUUUGUUAUAAUUGCAAUAGUUUGAAUUAAUUAGAAAUGGUAAGUGUUUGCUAGGAAGUUUUUCUUGUGAUGGAUUAGGAGUUUCCGGUCCCGGCAGGAUUUCAAAUAAAUUAGUCCGCGAAGCCGUCAACCUUCCUGGGGUUUGAGCAGAAGGCUCCUGGUAAACACAUCUUAUUGUGAGUCUGCCCUAAUUUAUGGUCUUAGUUUAGUUAGUAAUAUACUAGGGGACUAAUAGCUUUAAUUUAGGGUUAGUCUACAAUACCAGCCAUUAGAGUAAGUAACAAUAGACCGAAAGUACCUCACCGGAGUCUGACUGGAGGGGUCAUUGUGCUCCUAGCCAUCGGUCUCAGACCAAACUAAUGUUCACCAGGCAUCUCUCCGGUCAAAGUCUGCGUGAGGUAUUCCUUUUUCCAUUAGAGUUCAUCCGAAGCACCCACAAACCUGUAAGGAAGCAAUAACACGUUCAAUAAGGCUGAUAAUUGUCAAUUUUAUUGGAAUAUAUAUACCCUACUCUUCAUCUUACCCACCCCUGAAAAACCUAUCCCCAACAUCUUAAGCAUUUCAAGUACUUUUCGUUUCGCAGUCUAGUUUUUGUUUUUGGAUUGAAGUUUUUAAUUUUCUUUACCUAAGCUUUUGUAGCCUUUUACUAUUUAGGUUAAUAAUUUGAAUUUUGAUGUUGAAUUUUUGUUCAGGCUUCAGAGAGAUUUAGGCUACAGUCUUAGGACAAUUUAGUUUUAGGUUGAGGUAUUAAUCGACGUUUAGGUUAUUAUUAUUGUUUUUUUCUUAUAUAUAUUUUGGGUUUGAAUUUUUAUUUGAAUUUGCGUUUUUUAAGCCCUGAUUUUUUAUUGAAAUUGUGUGCAACAUAUUUUAUAGUGAGUGUGUGCGUUGGCUGACGAGUUAGUAUUUCUUUUUGGUUAUUAAUUGAUUAUAGAGGAAUGGUAUUAACCAGAAAGGGAAGCAGGCUACAGCCAGACAUGAAUGACAACAUUCCGAUUUCCGCAUCAGGACCAGACACUCGUCCGAUGGCGGAGAACACUGCUGUGACCGCUGCGACCACAAAUCCUACCAACGCAGUUGUGGAUACCGCGACGACAUCGUCACCCGCACCGCAUGUAUUGAGUGAUGUGUCCGUGAGUUCGGAGGCGUUAAACAACACGGUAGUUUCGCCAGAAUUCGCUAGCCAGACCGCCCAAGACAUACGGCGAGAUUUUCGGCGAGAUGACAUGGGAUUCCAAAGGGCCUCAGGACAUGGCAGUGAGCUAAACGAGAUGGCGGCAUCCGUUGGUUUGAUGCAGGCGCAAUUGAUGAGGAGCGUGGAAGAAAUUAAGCAAUUAAGAAAUGAGUUGAGCCAGCAGAUUUCGAGUGUGAGGCAAAGUGGUCCACCUGUGGUCACUCAGCAGCCGCCUCCAAGCAUGGCUAUACCCGCUCACCGGGCCAGGACAGAGAACCAAUUUUUGCUACCACCGCCAGGUUUUCGCCAACCCAGAGAAAGUAAUCAAUUGCCGAAUCGCCCAGUUACACAACCACCAUUGGCAGGCUCAAGGGUAAAUCCACCACCGUUGUCUGCUCCAGGAGCAGGGUUUAGACCCCCACCGAACUAUGAUGCUACACAUGAGCGCUAUGCAUUCCAGCCAGCCGAAGCUCCUUACUGGCAGUCUCCACAGAGCAUGCCAUAUCCCCCAGUACCAUCUCCAGGUCCGAGAUAUGACGUGAAAAAGUGGGGAGUCCGUUUUGAUGGUAGCGACCAGAUAAUGGAUGCAGAGGAUUUCAUUUUUCGCCUAGAGUCCAUGAGGCAGGAUUACGGGUAUCCGUAUGAAGAGCUGCUCAGGGACUUCCCACAGCUACUCGAGGGCAGUGCGCUGGACUGGUACUGGCAACAGCGGCGGAUCGCUCCCUUCAAUCACUGGGGACAUCUGAGAGAAGCAUUUUUAGCCCAGUUUCGACGCUUCCAGAAUGAGUUCCAGAUACAAAAAAGGAUUAUGGACAGACGUCAAUUACCAAACGAGCCAUUCGAGGAAUUUUUCAAUGAAAUUAUUAAAAUGAGGAACCAACAACGAGUGCCUUAUAAUGAGUGCGACCUAGUGGAAAUCAUGAAGGGAAAUUUGAAAUCGUCCCUAGCUGCUUUGAUUUUCCCAAUACGAAUACACGGUUUGAACCAUUUCCGCCAAGAGGUAAAGCGAGCCGAGGCGAUGAUUGCAGGACAAAGGCAGGCUUACCAGCAAAGGCCCUACCAGCCGCCAAGAGUCCAUGAGCUGCAUUACGAAGAAGCUUUCGUCGAGCCUAGGAACGAAACGGUCGGUGUAGAAGUAGACGCGCUGAGGGAUACAACUAAAUACACUUGCUGGAAUUGCCGGAAGAGGGGUCACAGCUACGUCGAGUGUCCGAUGCCCAUAGGCCGAGUUUUUUGUUUUCGCUGCGGUAAAGAGGGAGUAGUAACACCAAAGUGUCCUAAGUGUCAGGGAAACUGGCCACGGAGCGCGCCUCGUACUGCGGAAGCGCGUUCCACACAGACGGAACCCCCACAGCAGUGAACGAAGCAUACAUACCAACGACUAAUAUUUCCGAUUCAGCACCAAUUAGAAUUCUGGUUAAUCAGGAACCAAAGAUCAUUAAGAAAGAUAGCCACAUUAGAGAGUUGAAGCCUUUGCAUGUGCGUGUGAGAGAAUACGAGGAAGCUAGAGCUAGGAUUUUUGGUAGCAUUUCGCCGAAGGUAAAGAGGGCGCGAGAGCGUUACAAGCGCAGGAGGCAAAUCCGUCACGCUAUUGCUUCUGCUUCUUUGUAUGAAGGUGACGAUGCGAGGCUAUAUACCAAAAUCCAGAUUCAGGGCGCUGAGAUAGAGGGUCUACUGGACAGUGGAGCCACUGUGUGUUGUCUAGUACGGCCGAUGAGACCCCGCACAGAAUGGCAGGCAAGUUUACAGUGCCAGUUACCUUUAAUAACCGAACCCGUGAGGUCACGUUUUAUCUGGUACCAACUUUGAAGAAAGAGCUAUUCCUAGGAGUAGACUUUAUGAAGGCUUUCGGAUUGUUCGCUUCUGUUGAGAGCCUCACUACCAAUGGUGUUAAUUUAUGUGAUGAAGCUGAUGGUGGGACUGGUGAGGACAGAACUGUUCAUAGCCUGUCUGAUCUACAACGGCAACGUUUGGAGAUGAUAGUGGCAAAAUUCCCCUGCUAUACCAAGAAGGGGUUGGGAAAGACAAAGUCUGAAGUCCACACCAUCGAUACCGGCGACGCAGUACCUGUGAAGAGUAAGCAUUACCCAGUUUCACCGGCAGUGCAAAAGUUGAUGUACGCGGAGCUGGAUAGGAUGUUGGCCAUGGGAGUUAUUGAGCCUAGUGAGAGUGCAUGGAGUCACCCGGUAACUCUCGUCCGCAAGGGCGAAAAGAACCGGCUAUGCUUGGACGCACGAAAGCUCAACGCUCUUACGGUCAAAGAUGCCUAUCCGCUCCCGCACAUCGAAGGUUUGCUUAGCCGGCUGGGUGAUACUUAUUUCAUCUCGAGUGUCGACUUGAAGGACGCCUUCUGGCAGAUACCCCUGGAUCAUUCAAGUAGAGAGAAGACAGCGUUC
This is a messenger RNA of Stomoxys calcitrans (stable fly), 5791 nucleotides long. RefSeq lists its product as uncharacterized. The transcript has 2 exons. Gene Ontology annotation, molecular function: zinc ion binding; nucleic acid binding. NCBI's taxonomy places the organism in Eukaryota, Metazoa, Arthropoda, Insecta, Diptera, Muscidae. The record is from RefSeq and is a predicted model, not a curated record. Bases 3160 to 4755 code for a protein of 531 amino acids.